Messenger RNA from Symphalangus syndactylus (siamang), 982 nucleotides. It is a transcript of the gene SPATA31F3, whose product is annotated as SPATA31 subfamily F member 3. NCBI's taxonomy places the organism in Eukaryota, Metazoa, Chordata, Mammalia, Primates, Hylobatidae. The record is from RefSeq and is a predicted model, not a curated record.
UUAGGUUCCAAGACAGUGAAAGACUAGGGAGAGGGAUGGCUAGUGAGGUUUAGAUCAUGUUGAGCCCUACCUUUGUUUUGUGGGAUGUUGGAUAUCCCUUAUACAUAUAUGGAUCCAUCUGCGUUAUUGCAUUAAUUAUUUGGCAAGUGAAAAAGAGCCGCCAAAAAUUAAGGUUGGGACCUGAGAGGAGCUGUUGCCGGUGUCACCGAAGAGUCCAACAAAAGCCUGGAGAUGGAAUAUCAAGAGCUAGGAGAACUUCCCAGGAAGAAGCCAAGAAGUUGUGGAAGCUGCUGUUUCUCAUGAAAAGCCAGGGCUGGCUUCCUCAGGAAGGAAGUGUGCGGCGAAUCCUGUGUGCAGACCCCUGCUGCCAAAUCUGCAAUGUUAUGGCUCUGGAGAUUAAGCAAUUGCUAGUAGAAGCUCCAGAAAUUGGCUUGGAUAACAAGAUGAAGCUGUUUCUGCGCUGGAUUAAUGCUGAAAUGAAAGAUCGAAGGCAUGAGGAAUCCAUUCUCCUUUCUAAGGCUGAGACAGUGACCCAAGACAGGACAAAAAACAUUGAGAAGAGUCCAACUGUCACCAAAGAUCAUGUGUGGGGAGCUACAACAGAGAAGACAACAGAGGACCCUGAGGCUCAGCCUCCUUCUGAGGAGGAAGGCCUGAUCUUCUAUGAUGCCCCCCAGUGCCUAAAUAAUCUGCUCUAGCAACACUCCCUUCAGUCCAGCCAAUCCUGGGUCCUGUGCCACUCCUACAAAUGCUCCAAACUCUGUCCUCAAAUGACUUGUGCCACUCAACCAGGAAAUCUAUCCCAGGUCUAACUCACCUCAGCAGAAGGCACUGGUUUAUGCAAGAAUACCCAUUACAAGACAAAGGAGUUCAUAGGUUCCUGAACCUCUGCAUCCCCCUGAAAAAGGCUUUCAUUGCCAUUUCCAUUAACAUGCAGGUGAAGCAGGGCAUUCUCCAAAUAUACUUUGUACCUCUAAGCAAA